AGAAACAGUUUCGAUAGUUAAACGAGUUCGUGCUCUCGGCAUGCCAACAUCUCUCACUGCCCCAACACUAAAGUGCUAGCCCAUUGAGCAAUAGCAAUUGUUUCUCCGUUUAAGAAAUCUGAAAAAUUCAGGGCUUGAGAGUCUACAGCCAGUUAGCCAUUGUUUGUUGUUGUUGUUGUUGAUUUUGUUUCAAGAUCAGCGUGCUGUGAUUAGUAGUGAAAUGGCUGCUACCGCACUCAUUCGCCAAGUGGUCAUCGACUUUAUCUGUCUCGCCAUUGUCUUCGUCGUCCUUCCGCUCAUCCCGGAGAAAGCCUGGACUGUGCCGCAUCAUGGCUUCUUCUGUAACGACCCGGACAUCCGCUACCCGUACCUGGACUCGUCUUUGUCGCGCAUAGUCGUCGGCGGAGUCGGAUAUGUCGGUCCCAUUGUGACGAUGAUUAUUAUCGAGAUAUUUCGAUGGAGAAACAACUCCAACAACUCUAAGAGGCUGACGCGCCAGAACAGUGCUUCAACAAUCAACGUUUCAUCGGCUAUUCGAAUACCUUCCGUGAUCGCCGAGCUGGUCCACUUGGUUGCCAUCUUUCUCUUCGGUGCUGCUUGCUCACAGCUGGCCACAGAUUUUGGCAAAUACACCAUCGGCCGUCUCCGUCCCCACUUUAUUGCCGUCUGUCAGCCGGAAAACUUUGCUCAGUUAUGUCCGUUGGACGGACCGCCUACUUAUAUCACCGAUUACAAAUGUACGGGUGACGACGAAAAACUACUUCGGGAAUCUAGAUUGUCUUUCCCAUCUGGUCACUCUUCCUUUUCGGCUUACACGAUGCUGUUUUUGGCCUUCUAUCUCCAACGGCGGAUGAACUGGUCAGGCUCAAAGCUACUCCGGCCAACUAUCCAGAUAUGCGUAUUAAUGCUUUCGUGGUACACUGGCCUUUCCCGAGUUUCCGACUACAAACACCACUGGAGUGACGUGCUGUCGGGAUUUCUCAUCGGCGCCAUCGCUGCUUCCUUAACGGCCCUUUACGUCUCCAGACUCUUCCAGCCGUCCAUUCGUCGAGACAUGGCCCUCGUGCCACAGAGUAGAGAAGAUGUCGAAAUGCAACAAAACCAUCUGCAAGCUUCAGCCGGCAAAUGACUCUUACUGGCCGGUAAUUGAUUGGGCAAUCAAUUUCCAGACUGAACACAAGUGAAGGAGAGAAAUAACCGCCACUGCCAACCGUUUCGUCGCUACAUACCAGUGGACUACUCUUCGAAAAUAUUAGUUGAUACUUUUUUAAAAAUUCACAAAAUAAUAUAAAUAACUGGCUUGUUCAUAACCCCCUCCCCCCCCCCGUGAUCACACAGUUAGGUGCCUUUCUGUUUGCCAUACGUAUUAUUAUUAUUAUUGUUUAGUUCAGUACCCCGAAAUUUCAACAUUCACUGAGUUGCUCCUUAACCUAACUUACACACAACAAAAUCUCACGAACGCAACUGUAAAGAGAGAAUUCACGCUCUUUACAUAAUAAUAAGUUGCCGUAUAACAAAUACACACGAUUUUUAGCAAA
This is a messenger RNA of Daphnia pulicaria, 1538 nucleotides long. RefSeq names its product putative phosphatidate phosphatase. Gene Ontology annotation, biological process: signal transduction; phospholipid dephosphorylation; phospholipid metabolic process. Gene Ontology annotation, molecular function: phosphatidate phosphatase activity. The transcript is spliced from 7 exons. Bases 221 to 1129 code for a protein of 302 amino acids. Lineage: Eukaryota; Metazoa; Arthropoda; Branchiopoda; Diplostraca; Daphniidae. The record is from RefSeq and is a predicted model, not a curated record.